Messenger RNA from Syngnathus acus (greater pipefish), 4491 nucleotides. RefSeq names its product solute carrier family 12 member 7-like. Gene Ontology annotation, biological process: potassium ion homeostasis; cell volume homeostasis; chloride ion homeostasis. The transcript has 27 exons. The record is from RefSeq and is a predicted model, not a curated record. NCBI's taxonomy places the organism in Eukaryota, Metazoa, Chordata, Actinopteri, Syngnathiformes, Syngnathidae. Bases 119 to 3388 code for a protein of 1089 amino acids. Gene Ontology annotation, cellular component: membrane. Gene Ontology annotation, molecular function: potassium:chloride symporter activity.
UAGGAAAUCCGAAGCAGACGCUCCCAGUCUGAGAAGUGGGAACAAAACCCAAAGGCCACAAGAAACGCAGAUACUUGGCGGUUAUAUUUUCAAACUUUCAUGCAACUGCGGUGACAAGAUGCCCACCAACUUCACUGUGGUGCCAGUGAAUGAUGAAGAGGGCAACAGUAAUAAGGCAACUGGAGGUGACAAACCUGUCAGCCUCAAUAAUAUUUUUCGGGAUGAAGAUAAGGAAAAUAACUCAGACGGAUCCCAGUCAGGAGAUGACGUUCAAAGGGAGUCACACCCAUUCAUCAACUCAGACCAUGACAUCGAACAGUAUGAUGGCAAAAACAUGGCCUUAUUUGAGGAAGAAAUGGACCGCAACCCUAUGGUGUCAUCUCUUCUAAACAAGCUAGCCAACUACACCAACCUCACCCAAGGUGUUUGGGAGCACGAGGAGGCUGAAGAUGGGGUUAGGAGGGUCAUCAUGGUCCCCCAGAUGGGAACGUUUAUCGGGGUGUAUCUGCCCUGCCUGCAAAACAUUCUGGGUGUGAUCCUUUUCUUGCGUCUCACCUGGAUGGUCGGAACGGCAGGAAUCCUCGGAUCCUUGGCCAUUGUGUCCAUGUGUUGCAUUUGUACAUUGCUCACAGCUAUAUCGAUGAGCGCCAUAGCAACAAAUGGUGUUGUACCAGCGGGCGGCUCCUACUACAUGAUCUCCAGAUCACUGGGACCAGAGUUUGGUGGAGCAGUUGGUCUCUGUUUCUACCUCGGGACCACCUUUGCCGGAUCCUUGUACAUAAUCGGCACCAUUGAGAUUCUGCUGACAUAUAUUGUUCCGACAGCAACACUGUUUGAGGCGACAAGUAUAGAAAGUGAAGGAACAGCUGCCCUCAACAAUAUGCGUGUCUACGGAACUUGUUGCCUGCUUCUGAUGGCACUUAUUGUGUUUGUUGGGGUUAAGUAUGUGAACAAACUGGCUCUGGUGUUUUUGGCUUGCGUCAUGCUCUCCAUCAUGGCCACCUAUGCAGGAGUCAUCAAGUCGGCCAUUGAGCCGCCAGAGUUUACUGUGUGUCUUCUGGGAAACCGUUCUCUGAAGAACGACAAGUUUGAAGUGUGUGCAAAGACUAUGAACGUGGACAACCAGACUUUGACCACCGAUCUCUGGAAACUUUUCUGUAACAGUGAACAUCUCAACGCCACCUGUGAUGAUUAUUUCAGUUUAAAUAAUGUUACAGAGAUUCCGGCUAUUCCCGGGAUCUUGAGCGGGGUUCUGAAAGACAAUCUAUGGGGUGACUAUGGUCCAGCCCAUACGGUUUUAGAAAAGAAAAAUCAGGAUUCUGUACCAGCUCAAGACACAUCCGGAGAUAUUUACAAACCCUACGUCUUCAAUGACAUUGCCACCUACUUCACGCUGCUGGUGGGAAUAUAUUUCCCUUCAGUUACAGGUAUAAUGGCUGGCUCAAACAGAUCUGGUGAUCUCAGAGAUGCCCAGAGGUCAAUACCGAUUGGAACGAUAAUGGCUAUUGUCACCACAUCUUUCUUAUACAUUUCCUGUGUGCUAUUUUUUGGAGCAUGUAUAGAGGGAGUGGUGCUGAGGGACAAGUUUGGCGACUCAGUCAAGAAAAACCCAGUAAUUGGAAUCCUGGCUUGGCCAUCACCUUGGGUUAUUGUGAUUGGAUCAUUUUUUUCCUGUUGUGGGGCUGGGCUUCAAAGUCUAACUGGAGCCCCCCGGCUGCUUCAGGCCAUCGCUCGUGAUGGGAUCGUACCAUUCUUGCAGAUAUUUGGUCACGGCAAAGCCAAUGGCGAACCCACUUGGGCUCUGUUGCUGACAGUUGGAAUCUGUGAAAUAGGAAUACUCAUUGCCUCGUUGGAUGCCGUGGCUCCCAUUCUCUCAAUGUUCUUUCUUAUGUGCUAUCUAUUUGUAAACCUGGCCUGUGCUGUCCAGACUUUGCUCCGAACACCCAACUGGAGGCCUCGCUUCAAAUUCUAUCACUGGACUUUGUCUUUCUUAGGGAUGAGUCUGUGUUUGUCUCUCAUGUUUAUCUCCUCCUGGUACUAUGCCCUGGUUGCCAUGGUGAUAGCUGGUUGCAUCUACAAGUACAUUGAGUACAGAGGGGCAGAGAAGGAGUGGGGAGAUGGUCUCCGAGGUUUGUCUUUAAAUGCAGCACGGUUUGCCCUAACUCAUCUUGAGGAAUCACCACCACAUACCAAAAACUGGAGGCCCCAGCUAUUAGUGUUGUGCAAGUUGGACUCACAGCUGUCGGUGAAACAUCCGCGCCUCCUGUCUUUCACUACACAGCUCAAAGCAGGAAAAGGGCUGACCAUCGUCUGUUCUGUUCUGGAGGGAACCUACAUGACACGAGGGACUGAUGCCAAGACCGGAGAGCAGAACCUGAAAGCUGUCAUGGCCGCAGAACGGACUAAAGGUUUCUCCCAUGUAGUCGUGUCCUCCAACCUGCGGGAUGGUUUUUCUCUGCUCAUUCAGUCAGCAGGACUGGGAGGAAUGAAGCACAAUGCGGUUUUGAUGGCUUGGCCAGCAGGCUGGAAACAGGCUCGAGACUCCUCCGCAAGGAGGAACUUUAUCGAGACUGUGAGGGAGACAACAGAGGCCCAGCAGGCUCUGCUGGUUGCUAAGAACAUCGACCACUUUCCAGGAACCCAUGAGCGACUCAAGGAAGGUACCAUUGAUGUUUGGUGGAUUGUCCAUGAUGGUGGACUGCUUAUGCUGCUGCCAUUUUUGAUCAAUCAGCACAAGGUGUGGAGGAAGUGUAAAAUGCGCAUAUUCACGGUGGCACAGAUGGAUGACAAUUCAAUCCAGAUGAAGAAAGAUCUCCAGAUGUUCCUGUACCAGUUACGUCUGGAUGCAGUGGUAGAGGUAGUUGAGAUGCACGACAGUGACAUCUCAGCUUUCACCUAUGAGAAGACACUGGUGAUGGAGCAGAGAUCUCAAAUGCUGAAACAAAUGCAGUUAUCCCGCACCGAACGGGAGAGAGAGGCCCAACUGAUCCAUGAUCGGAAUACAGCGUCUCAUUUUACAAAGGAAGACAAAGCGUCAACGGACAAACCUGAUCGUGUCCACAUGACCUGGACAAAGGAUAAACUCAUUAAUGAGAGAAAUAAACAGAGGGAAGGAAUGGUUGUAAAAGAUAUGUUUAACAUGAAACCUGAGUGGGAGAAUCUCAACCAGUCCAACGUGAGAAGGAUGCACACAGCUGUGAAACUGAAUGAAGUGGUGGUCAAGAAAUCGCAGGAUUCACAGCUGGUCUUGCUAAACAUGCCAGGCCCGCCGAAGAAUAAAAAAGGGGAUGAGAACUAUAUGGAGUUUCUAGAAGUGCUCAUGGAAGGACUGGAUCGGGUCCUACUGGUUCGUGGAGGUGGUCGGGAAGUCAUCACCAUCUACUCUUAGUGCUAAGCGGUUCCUAAUGUUGGGCGCACUGGAAGGAAAACCAUGGAAGACCAAUGUGAGGACAAACAAAUCCAUGGACAAUGUUGUUGGACAUUGCAAGUCUUAUCCGUGGCAGAGACUGGAAAUUAGGAAAACUGACAAAUUGAGGUCAGUGCAUCAUCUCAACGCCAUUCCGUAGAUGUUGAACCAUCUAUCUAGUGUGUAAACGGAAAGAUUACAAAUGCAAACGUCUAUUCACCAUGAUUACAUGACACGUGCUAUCUAUUUAAUUAAUUAUUGCAUUGUCAAUAUAGUGAUUUUUUAUUGAAAGUGUUGCCUGUGGAAUUAUGUUUUGUUUGCAUAAUAUUGUAUUGAAAGGAACAGAUAAAGUAAUAGUUUGACGGAAACUACAAACAUAAAGAUUGGUAGUACUAUCAUGUUUUAUACCCUUUAACAACGACAGAAUAUGUCCUGUGUUCAGACCCGCACAACAGUUGUCGCUUUUCAACUUUUAAUUUAAAGUGGGUUGGUUUGAUUCAAACCAAAUUGGUUGGUGUUGUGGUAGCAACGACAUUGGCUUUGGUCUGUCAUAGUUUGUCAGUAUUGUAAACUGGUUCAUAUCAUUUGUAUGUAUUUUAUAUAGUAUAUAUUAUAUACUAUAUAUGUGUAUGUAUUAAGAAAAUGUGUGUGUAUUGAGAAAAGAUGUAAAAAGGGCUCUAUGUUUGUGUAAGGCCUUGUCCAUUCAUUGUGUACGUUUCAAGCACUGAAAAGUUGUGAUUAUUUUAUUUUGCAUGCGUAAUAUGUAGCGACUUUGAAUGGGCAAUUUGGGUGAACUUCAUGUGUUUUAUUUGCUUUGUAUGUUAUCUUGUGUGUAUUCAUGAAGUGUGCCAAUUAGAAAUCGUCACAUUUGAAAUUGUUUUAAAGUAGACCAUUUUUACAACUUCUCAUUAGAACGAAGCUUGUAUUUAUUUCUCAGAAAUGACUUAAUUACAGGGAGCCACAAUUUAGUUUGACUCUACAUUGAUUUGUGACUGUAGAUGUCAAUUAAUUAUUCCGAUUGAAAAUAUUCGUCAUCUGUUGAGAACAAAUAAGAACAAUAAAUGGAACCCCCAAUUGUUAACCCA